Molecule: messenger RNA, 2730 nt
Organism: Cinara cedri
Lineage: Eukaryota; Metazoa; Arthropoda; Insecta; Hemiptera; Aphididae
Source: the annotation of a GenBank genome assembly
AUGAAUUUAAAUAAAUCCUUAAAUGAAACCAUCGACCAAAUUGAAGAAGUUAUGGAUGCCACUGAAUUUAAUUUUGAUACAAAAGAAUCCAUGAACAAUAUAUCCGAAAUAUCUGUUAAAACAACAGAUUUAACUGAUUGUAACAAUGAAGAAUCAAUAGCUGCGGAUUUAGAAAUUACAUCAACCAAUUCUAAUGUUAUGGAUACCAAAUUUGUUGAUAAACUAUACAACACUGUUGACAAUUUAAAGGACACAGAAUCUAAAAUUGAUACAGACGAAUCUUUGAAUAAUAUAUAUAACAUAAAUGUUGAUGAAACAUCACAAUCCUGUGAACUCGAUAAUAGUACUUUAAAAAACAUAACUAAUAUAGAUAUUUCUUAUGCUGAAGAAAAAAAUCUUACACAUUCAAGUGAAAAUUCUGUUACUAAUAAUGGAACUUUACAAAAUUCAUCACGUGCUAUGAGACAAUUUUUAGAUUUUGAACAAACUCUUUAUGAAAUUUGUAAUCCAAAAUUGAAUGAUUCAACAUUUAAUGACAGUCAAACAAAUAGAAAUAUUUCAUUGAAUGAACAAACUGUAGAAACAUAUUUAAAUACAUCAAAUGAAAAUGAUAGUUUUUGUACAUCUGCUAAUCCUUUAGAAUCCAAUUUAUCAGUUAUAAUUGAAAACCGAACUUUAGAAGAAAACUCUAGUGAUCUUGUGAUGCAGAAUGAAGAAUUUGAAAACCCUAUUAAUACAGUUUUAGAAAACAUUGUAAAUGAAAACUUGGAUAAUAUUGUAUUAAAUGAAUCGGUUAUACUAAAUAACAAAGAAUCUUUAGUUGCGAAAGAUAUUUUACUACCUGAAGUGCUAAAAUUAUCUACAGUGAAUGAAAUGGAAAAUAAAACAUGUGAAAGUGUAAUGAAAUCUAAUGAAGGUAUUUUUAUUGAUAAUAAAGUCAUAAGUUCUGAUGAAAAAAUGAAUGAAAUAAAAUGUAAUGAAAGUUGUUCAAUUUCAAGUUAUAAAUUUUUAAAACCAGAAUCAAAUGUAUUACUAAAUAAAGAUAUUCAAUCUCUAGAUUUAUUAGAUGAAACCAGAAACAUAAACAACAGUUUAAAUGAUUUUAUGAAUAUGGAACAAAUGUUUAAUUUUGGCGAAAAUCGAACAAUACAGAUGUUAAAUCUUGAUACUCCAAAAACUCAAAAGAUACUUGAUUUUAGUAUUGUACCACAAACACCCAUCGUUGAAAAUCAUGCAAAGAAACAAAAACUAUUAAAUUUCAGUAUUGUUGACCAAACACCAAUAUCGAAAGAUACACAACAGAAAUCAUUUAAUAAUUCAUUUACUAAAAAUAAUUUGAGUGGGAUAAAUGAAAUUUUGGAAUUAGAAACUGAUUCUAUAAAUAAAGAUUAUCAAAAUUGUAUUAAUAAUUCUUCAUCAAAAAAUCUCUCUACAAUUUCUGCUCCUGAUACACAAUCGUUUAUUGAUAUCUCAAUAAAUUCUGAUAAUUCAAUUAUUAAUCAAACAUUAACUGAAACUAAUUUAAAUGAAUCCAAAACUAAUACAGUUGGAAGUAACAUGGAUUCAAUUGAAUAUUGUAUGAAAGAAUCAAUACCUGAAGUAGUGAAAUCUGUAAUAAAUUGUGCAUCGAAUAUUACUUUAAACAAAAAUUCAAAAAAACUUGAUUGCUCUACAAUUUUAACGGAUUCGGAUGAAAAAAUAAUAACAAAGUCUAAUAAAAAUGCCAUUGUUGAUUUCAGCAUUAUUGAACAACCAAUACCACAUACAUUUAGAAUAAAUAAUGAUACAAACAUUACAUUUGUUGAGUCCAAAACUAAUAUUUCUAACCUUAUUGAUAGCUCUGUUGUAUCUAUGAUUGACGCCAAAUCCAAAGGGUAUGUAUUUGAUUCAUUACAAAACCCUACUAUAGUUGUGUCUUCUGAUAUUGAAAUUGAAACUGAGAAAUCCUUGACUAGCACUUUAGACUAUUGUAGUGUUAAUAACUCUACAACUCGCCUUGAACAGUCAACAUUUUCUCAUAAUUCUGAACUUCUAACUGAUGUUCAAAUGAAUGAUUUAUCACUUUUCAUAGAAUCUGAAAAAAGCUCAGUUAACGAAUCUUUUCACAGCAUUGAAUUAGAUCAUGUUAAAGAAGAUAAAAAAAGAAAAUUAGAGCCUGUUCAAGACUAUAAUAACUUUGAAAAAAUAAUGAAAAUAGAAUCUAAGGACCCAGAAUUGGAUCAUGUACCAGAAGAUAGUAAAAUAAAAAUAGAGCCUGUUCAAGUUAAUUAUAACAGUGAAAAGAAAAUUAAAGUAGAAUCUAAGGACAUCGAAUCAUAUCAUGUACAGGGAGAUAACAAAAGGAAAAUAAAGCCUGUUUAUGACUUUCAUAACAGUGAAAAGAAAAUGAAAGUAGAAUCUGAGGAACCAAAAACACCAAUAUCAAUGCUUUAUAAAAUUAAAAAUAUGUUUAAAAGCAAUGAAAAAUUACCACAAUAUAAAAAUAAUACAAAAUCUGAAAACCGAUUUAAUUUUAAUAAACUUAAAGAUGAUAAACCUGAAGUUUUAGUAAAGAGUAAAAUACCUUAUAAAGUAACUAACACACCAAGAGCACAAAAUGAUGAAUUUAAUAAUUCAAAAUCAUUAAAUGAUAACAAAUCAAAAAAAGGUAUACCUAAAUUUAUUGGAUUACCAGCGCUAUCUGAUUUAUCAAACAAAACAUUUCCAGGGCAAAAUUCCAAAUUUCAUUAA